AACCUGGAGAUUUAAAAGCCGCCGCUGGCGCGCGUGGGGGAAGGAGGCGGGGGGUAGAGCUUGCGCGCGCUGGCCCCGGGUGACAGCCGCACGCCUCGGCCAGGAUCUGAGCAGUGAGAUGUGUCUCCGCUGAGGUGCCCCACGGCAACAGGUGUUUAGCAUGGGCUCAUUGAGAAGCUGGACCUGUACCAUGGAGCUGGCCAAAAUGGGUGCCUGGCUGAAUCCUAGGCAGUCAAUGGCAGAAAGGAGGAGAGCCCUCAGCUUCUGGAAUAGAGCUGAGAUGAAGCAGUUCUGGAGUGCUUAAACGGCCCCGAGCCCUUCCUGCCAGGCUCGUGAUGAUCCAGAGGCUGUGGGCAAGCCGCCUGCUGCGGCAUCGGAAAGCCCAGCUCCUCCUGGUCAACCUGCUGACCUUUGGACUGGAGGUGUGCCUGGCUGCAGGCAUCACCUACGUGCCACCCCUGCUGCUAGAAGUGGGGGUAGAGGAGAAGUUCAUGACCAUGGUGCUGGGUAUUGGUCCAGUGCUGGGCCUGGUCUCCGUCCCACUCUUAGGCUCAGCCAGUGACCACUGGCAUGGGCGCUAUGGCCGCCGGAGGCCCUUCAUCUGGGCCCUGUCCCUGGGCAUCCUCCUCAGCCUCUUUCUCAUCCCGAGGGCCGGCUGGCUGGCAGGGCUGCUGUGCCCGGAUCCCAGGCCCCUGGAGUUGGCACUGCUAAUCCUGGGUGUGGGGCUUCUGGACUUCUGUGGCCAGGUGUGCUUCACUCCACUGGAGGCCCUGCUCUCUGACCUCUUCCGAGACCCGGACCACUGUCGCCAAGCCUACUCCGUCUAUGCCUUCAUGAUCAGCCUUGGGGGCUGCCUAGGUUACCUCCUGCCUGCCAUUGACUGGGACACCAGUGCCCUGGCCCCCUACCUGGGCACCCAGGAGGAGUGCCUCUUUGGCCUGCUCACUCUCAUCUUCCUCACCUGUGUGGCAGCCACACUGUUAGUGGCUGAGGAGGCAGCACUGGGCCCCGCUGAGCCAGCAGAAGGGUUGUCGGUCCCCUCUGUGCAGCCCCACUGCUGCCCAUGCCAGGCCCGUCUAGCUUUCCGGAACCUGGGCACCCUGCUUCCCCGGCUUCACCAGCUCUGCUGCCACAUGCCUCGAACCCUACGCCGGCUCUUUGUGGCUGAGCUAUGCAGCUGGAUGGCACUCAUGACCUUCACACUGUUUUAUACAGAUUUUGUGGGUGAGGGACUAUACAGGGGUGUGCCCAGGGCUAAGCCAGGCACCGAGGCACGGAGACACUAUGAUGAAGGCAUCCGGAUGGGCAGCCUGGGGCUGUUCCUGCAGUGCACCAUCUCUCUGGUCUUCUCUCUGGUCAUGGACCGGCUGGUGCAGCGAUUCGGCACCCGGGCAGUCUAUCUGGCUAGUGUGGUGGCUUUUCCUGUGGCUGCUGGUGCCACGUGCCUGUCUCAUAAUGUGGCUGUAGUGACAGCCUCCGCCGCCCUCACUGGGUUCACCUUCUCGGCCCUGCAGAUCCUGCCCUACACGCUGGCUUCCCUCUACCACCGGGAGAAGCAGGUGUUCCUGCCUAAAUACCGAGGGGACUCUGGAGGUGGCAACAGUGAGGACAGCCUGACGACCAGCUUCCUGCCAGGCCCUAAGACUGGAGCUCCCUUCCCCAAUGGACACAUGGGCGGGGGAGGCAGCGGCCUGCUCCCAUCUCCGCCUGCGCUCUGUGGGGCCUCUGCCUGUGAUGUCUCCAUGCGUGUGGUGGUGGGCGAACCGACUGAGGCCAGGGUUGUUCCAGGCCGGGGCAUCUGCCUAGACCUCGCCAUCCUGGACAGUGCUUUCCUGCUGUCCCAGGUGGCUCCAUCCCUGUUUAUGGGCUCUAUUGUCCAGCUUAGCCAGUCUGUCACUGCCUAUAUGGUUUCUGCCGCAGGCCUGGGUCUUGUUGCCAUUUACUUUGCUACACAGGUGGUAUUUGACAAAAGUGACUUGGCCAAAUACUCCGUGUAGAAUACAGGCUGAGAGGAGGUCUGCUUCUUGGGUCCCACCCAGCUCCUGAUCAGGCUGCAGGGAUGUUCUUGUUUCUGCUGCUGCCAGUGGUGUGGCUCUCUGUUGCCACCAAGUGGCGACAAGGUGCAUAGCAUGACAGCUGGGGGACUGGGGUUUCCCUCUCACCAGUCUCUGGGGCAGGUGGACUGGCAACUUUCUAAAUGAGUUUCACAGGGAGGCCAGAAGGGCAGGGCCUUUGAUUAGCUCCAUGCACUGGAAUGUGUGGCCCUGAGGGUGGAUUGCUUAGUUUCAGGGUCGACAGCUAGUAUCCUGCUUGAGAUAUCUAGAGAAGGGAUUUGGGGAGCU
Otolemur garnettii (small-eared galago) is the source of this 2342-nucleotide messenger RNA. RefSeq names its product solute carrier family 45 member 3 (gene SLC45A3). Gene Ontology annotation, biological process: transmembrane transport. Gene Ontology annotation, cellular component: membrane. The coding region runs from base 336 to 1997 and encodes 553 amino acids. The transcript is spliced from 5 exons. The record is from RefSeq and is a predicted model, not a curated record. Gene Ontology annotation, molecular function: sucrose:proton symporter activity. NCBI's taxonomy places the organism in Eukaryota, Metazoa, Chordata, Mammalia, Primates, Galagidae.